CUCCUCCCUCCUACGUACUGCCUUCACUAAACAACUAUAUAAGAAUCCCCAACGUGAGUCACCGGCACUUUACUAUCAAGUACUUCAAGAAGAGCUCGCAACAAGAAACAAGAAAACAGGACAUAAUGGUUCCAGAAAUGGAGUGCGGAAUCUGCUACCAAACUUACAACGCCGGUCGGCGGUGUCCUCGACAGCUGAGCUGCAAACACACGUUUUGUGAGAGCUGUCUGUUGACGCUCGCGCAAUCCGCGAAGACUCCCGAACCCCGCAUGCUGUGUCCGCUGUGCCGUCACUCCACGUCGCUGUCAGAUGCGAGAGUCCAAGACAACCUACCCGUAGACAGCGACAUUUUUGAGCGGCUAGUAACUGCGGGCAGCUUGGAGGAAUGUACGGAUGACGAUGAAGGCACCGAGGAACCCCAGCAGGACGCGUCCAGCCCACCGAAAGAGGAUGUUUCACCGCCGCCAAGAUCACGAAAAGGACACCUGAUGAAAUGCAUACGGCGCCUGUGCAAAAAAGUCAACGGGGAUGUGCGGAGAAAUUGUAUGACUGAUGCGGACCUGAGGGACCUGGCAAUGAUGUCCUGCUACAUGAUGUGAAAAGUUGUUGAUUGUCACAACUGUUGUUCUCAGACAUUCCUUAAACCAAAAGAUGAAACCACACAUGCAUGAUUUAAGGGACCAGGUGUAAUCAUUUGAAUCAACUAUUGAAAAACAUACUGCUAAUCUGAAUAAUCGGGGUGGAUGUGGCGCUUUCGAUGUCUGUGGGUGUCAGUGCCCUGCCUCAAGCUUGUGAGUGACACCUGGCAACGGGAGCCUAUAAAUGUCAUGGUGCAUUUUUGAUUGUGUUUGUGCACUGAAGAGGUGGAAUGUCUGUGCCUGCGGGACACAGGAGGACUGUUUGCUGUUGGGUGUGACUUGUUGCCAUAACAGACAUUUAGGGUUGUCCCAGAGCAACCCAUAAACAUAAACAAAACAUGUUAAAAAUGCUGAAAUGAACCACAUUGCCAGUAGAUUAUUCAUCUUUUAGGCCAAUAUAAUUUUUUUUUUGGUGCUGUUUUUGCUGUUACAAAAUCAUGGAAAGAAAGAAAAAUAAUUUUUUAUCCUUUUAAUGAAUUAAGGAUUUUUCCAGUGUUACAUUUGUAUCAAAUGAUAGAGCCUAAAUUAUGUUUGUAUUUUUUUUUUUUUU
Ctenopharyngodon idella (grass carp) is the source of this 1188-nucleotide messenger RNA. RefSeq names its product E3 ubiquitin-protein ligase-like. Lineage: Eukaryota; Metazoa; Chordata; Actinopteri; Cypriniformes; Xenocyprididae. Bases 126 to 599 code for a protein of 157 amino acids. The transcript has 2 exons. The record is from RefSeq and is a predicted model, not a curated record.